This is a messenger RNA of Moneuplotes crassus, 1869 nucleotides long. NCBI's taxonomy places the organism in Eukaryota, Ciliophora, Spirotrichea, Euplotida, Euplotidae. The record is from the annotation of a GenBank genome assembly.
UGAGGCAGCAAGGAUUGAGGAAAGGAAGAAGAGGAUGAUCAUGGAGGUGCAGGAGAUUUUUGGGGAGUACUGAUGGUGACAGGGGGAUUUGUGAGUGGGAAGGGAGUGAAGAUUGGAAUGGGAUAGGAAGGAGGUGGAUGAGAGUCAGAAUCUUGGAUGUGCUAAAGUUUUGAAGGAGGAUUGUUGAAGAAGUUUGAACAGGCUAGGCAAGCUGAAAUUAGGGUCUGAUGGAGCUUUUAAGAGAUAUUUUAAAGAUACUGAGAAGGACAACUUAUGUAUUCAAACUCAGUGAAACUCCCCUCUUGAGAGUGAAAAGAGCAAAGGAUUAGCCUGGUACACUAUUAAAGAAAAGAUAAAGAGUGAUGAGGCCCAUCCAGCAUCUUUAUCUGAGCACACUCAGCUGCCCAAAAUGUUCGACGAUUCUUUCUGUCCAGAGCAUUGGUACACUCAAAAAGAAGGAAAAUUAGUAGGUUUUUAUACCCAAAGAGAACGCCGAAAUAAAAUUAAACAUCUGAAGCACAAACUUUCUAAGCACAGAAGAACAUGACCAGUAAACAAACAAUUCAAAGGAAGAAGCCAUGCAGCUCGGGGUAAGACCAGGAUUCGUGGUAAAUUUGUCAAGUCUGAACUUGCUGAAAAAUAUGCUGUUGACGAUAAAGUUCUUCAUCAGAGGAAUAAGAUGAUUGAUGAGUAUGUCCAAAAGCGAGACUACCAAAAAGCUGUAGAAGUUUUAACAGAAUAUUAACUCAAUUUUAUUAAUUUCUUCAUAACUACAUCUAUGAUAAACAGUCUUUAAUGAUCUCAAAGUCUAUAUUUUAUUCCUAGGAUAUUUAGAAGAUGAGUAGUAAACAGUUCCUUGAAUUUUACAUAAAAUGUGCAAAGAUCUUUGAUAAGAAGAAUUAAAAAUCUGACGAAAAUAUUAAAAUUUCCUUUUUCUUUUUUGAGGCUCAGGUUUAGAAGAGUUUAUACACUUCGAUACUUUUUAGGGCUGCUUAAUAUUUCUUGUGUGCAAAGUCUUUUUUACUGUUUUAUGUUAUUAUUAAUAAUCUUUUUGUACUCUAAGCUCUAAUAUUCGGGCAGUUCAGCUUGUUUAUUUUUAAAUUGGUACCUUUGCUGUGCAUGUUUGAGAGAAAUUUAGUAUUAUUUUUAGAGUUUAAGGGUGUUUUUUUCAGGUCAAUUUAAUGAUGCUCUUUGUGAUCAAUAAUAGAAAGAAAACAUGCUGGCUUAGAUAGACCUGAGAUAAACUUUUCUUUAUAAAUUUUGUGAUCAGGGAUGCCUUCUGUCUAAUUUUAAACUCUUCCUUCUAUAAAUAAGCAUAAUCAUUUGGAAUUUCUGGCUUUAAAUCCUUCUUAAUUUUAAAGAAGGUUUAAUCUGGCUGCUUGAGAAUUUAUUAAAAGUUUAUGAUAUAACUUCUUGUGGAAGAUAGCAAAGAUAUCUAACUGGUCUACUAUUAUGCCUUGUUAAAACGUGUAGAUUGCUAAACCACACAAUUCACUUAGUAUAACAGCUUCAUAAACUAUUUAACUGGGAUAUCUCUUUGGCAUUAGCAUUAUUUUGAAUUUUUAGCAAAGAUUGUUAUGGUUUAAAUUUUUUAUAUUAAACUGAUGAAUUCAUAUCUUUCUUUCAAAGCUGACAAUAGAGCAUUUAACUUAAAUGAUCAAGGAUAGGUAAGCAAAGCUUCAGAAGUGGUCUGAGGACCUCAAACUUUUAAGAUACAGUUUUAUCUUAAAUAUAUCAUCAUUUCCGAUAAGACCUGACUAAAAAGAACGAUUUUUCGAACAUUUUACUCAAUCCCAAUCAAUACCUCCACCCAAACUCCACUAAUCCACAACCCCAAAAAUCUCCUCAUCACACUAAAAACAAUCCAAU